AUGCAUAGCAUAUAUCAGGCAUAUCAACCAAAUCAUGCGCCUCUUUUGAGUGGAAUUAUUUUCCAAAACGUCACAUACACCAAAGGAAACGAAUCUGUGAGAUUAUUACAACACCCGAUUACAAGUCUUGAAGAAAAAGUUGAAUCAUCUGGACCAACGUACCGAGUCCGAAGAACUGACUUUCUUGUGUUGUAA
Dentiscutata erythropus is the source of this 195-nucleotide messenger RNA. The record is from the annotation of a GenBank genome assembly. Lineage: Eukaryota; Fungi; Glomeromycota; Glomeromycetes; Diversisporales; Gigasporaceae.